AUGAUCAUCGACUUAUUCUGCACCGCCGUAUUAGACAUCACCGGCGAUUUCACCUUCCCGGUUUACUACUUCUUCACCUCCGGAGCUGCCUGUCUCGCCUCUUGCUUCUAUCUCCCGAUCAUCCACGAAACAACCGUUGGCAAAAACCUCAGAGACGUUGAAACACUCCAUAUCCCCGGCGUUCUUCCUAUCAAGGGCUCCGACAUGCCUACGGUGGUGCUCGAACGUGACGAUGAGGUCUGCGAUGCUUUUAUAAUGUUCUGUAAACAGCUCUCGAAGUCUUCAGGCAUCCUCAUCAACACGUAUGAUGCUUUAGAGAACAGAGCAAUCAAGGCAAUAACAGAGGAGCUAUGUUUUCGCAAUAUUUAUCCUAUUGGACCGCUUAUUGUUCAAGGAAGAACCGGAGAUAAAAACGGAGACAACGCAGAUUCUUGUCUGAGUUGGCUCGACUCGCAGCCGGAACAAAGUGUCGUGUUCCUCUGUUUCGGAAGCUUGGGUUUGUUCUCAGAGGAACAGUUGAAAGAGAUUGCUAUUGGUUUAGAGAAGAGUGAGCAGAGGUUCUUGUGGGUGGUCCGUAAUCCACCGGAGUUACAAAACCAAACAGAACCGGACUUAAAAUCUCUCUUACCGGACGGAUUCUUAGACCGGACCGGAAACAGAGGAAUGGUCGUCAAAUCAUGGGCUCCACAAGUUCCGGUUCUAAAACACAAGGCCAUCGAUGGAUUCGUAACUCAUUGUGGCUGGAAUUCCAUUCUAGAAUCCAUUUGCGCCGGCGUACCGAUGGUUGCUUGGCCGUUGUACGCCGAACAGAGGUUUAACAGAGUGGUGAUAGUGGAGGAGAUCAAGAUUGCGAUUCCGAUGAAUGAAUCGGAGACGGGUUUCGUGAGCUCGACGGAAGUGGAGAAACGAGUCCGUGAGAUAAUGCAGGAAAGUCCGGUUACGGAGAGAACCAAGGCGAUGAAGAACGCGGCCGAAUCAGCCUUGUCGGAAACCGGUUCGUCUCAUACCGCGUUUAUUGAGUUACUCCAGUCAUGGAGCUCAAAGUGA
Arabis nemorensis is the source of this 1047-nucleotide messenger RNA. Lineage: Eukaryota; Viridiplantae; Streptophyta; Magnoliopsida; Brassicales; Brassicaceae. The record is from the annotation of a GenBank genome assembly.